This is a messenger RNA of Aspergillus mulundensis, 2523 nucleotides long. RefSeq names its product glycoside hydrolase family 3 protein. The record is from RefSeq and is a predicted model, not a curated record. The transcript has 4 exons. Gene Ontology annotation, biological process: glucan catabolic process. The coding region runs from base 1 to 2523 and encodes 840 amino acids. NCBI's taxonomy places the organism in Eukaryota, Fungi, Ascomycota, Eurotiomycetes, Eurotiales, Aspergillaceae. Gene Ontology annotation, molecular function: beta-glucosidase activity.
AUGGACUCGCAAAGUGUAGCCAACAUUCUAUCUCAGCUAACUUUGGCUGAGAAGGUUGCCCUACUUUCUGGUAUCGGUGCCUGCCACACCAACUCCAAUGAACGGCUGAAGAUUCCCAGCCUGCACACAUCCGAUGGCCCACACGGACUCCGAGGAGGUGGUGGUCGGUUCUUCAACCCGCCGCCGGGAUAUCAACUCCCCAGUGCAACCGCUAUGGGAGCUACAUUCGACACGGACCUCCUGUACCAAGUCGGAACGCUACUCGGCAACGAAGGCCGGCGAAAGAACAUCCAGGUCGCUUUGGCGCCUACAGUCUGCAUCCAGCGCUCGCCGCUCAUCGGCCGCGGGUUCGAAGCGUUUGGCGAGGAUCCAGUCUUGAGUGGCACAUUGGCCACGCAGUACAUUAAAGGUCUCCAAGAACGUGGAGUCGCAUCAUGUAUCAAACAUUAUGCGGCCCAUGAUCAAUCGACCCGGUCGAAGGAAGACGAUGUGCACAUGACGGAACGGACGCUGCGCGAGGUGCAUCUGCUCCCAUUCCAGAUUGCGAUGCGGGCCCGGCCUUGGGGGUUCAUGUCCGCGUAUCAGAAGAUCAACGGUCUACACGUUAGCGAAGACCCCUUACUGCUCCAGCAGAUCCUACGCAAGGAGUGGGGAUUCGAUGGGCUGGUUAUCAGCGACUGGUGGGGGACGUACAGUACUUCCGAAGCAAUCAACGCAGGGAUGGACCUUGAGAUGCCAGGACCAUCAAUUUGGCGCGGUAAGCAGCUUAUUGAGGCGGUCGAGUGUCGCAAGGUAUCCAUGGCUGCUGUCGAUACAUCGGUGGGCAAUCUGCUGAAGCUCAUUGAUCGCACGAAUCCUUCUCGCUCUAGGGCUGUGGACGAUGAGGGAGGGGAUACUCCGGAGAGUCGUGCGCUUACUCGCAAAGUGGCAGCCAACUCGAUCGUCCUGUUGAAGAACGCGCGGAAUGUCCUCCCACUGGCGCCGGCCAACAGCUCGACUACAACCUAUGGGCUGAUCGGCGAGCAUGUCAAGAAUCCAGCUACAGGCGGCGGUGGAAGCUCUGAAACUACUCCGUUUUAUGUCAGUCGGCCUUUUGACGCGUUUGCAGAGAUUUUGGGUGCUGAGAACAUUCACUACGAGCCCGGAUGCUAUACUCGUCGCUGGUCCCCGUUGAUCCAGGAGCGCCUGUAUCAGCCUGACUCGGAGGAGCCAGGACUGCUCUUGGAAUGGUUUGGCGUGGAUCCAUCCAUCUUCACCGAAGCGCCCUGUGUGUACUCGACAACAACAACGAAUACGUGCAUGUACUUCAGCCAGAUUACCUUCCCCAAUGUGCCGGAUCUGCACUAUAUCCGGGUCAGAACAACCUUUGUUGCACAGACCACUUGCAAGUACCGGUUUGGACUCGGGGUUUGUGGCAAGGGCAGGCUGUUUAUUGAUGGUAACGAGGCAGUCGACCUGUGGACGGAUCAUCCAGAGAAGACGGACGACACUCCGUGUUUCAACAAACUUUCGAUGGAACGAUUCGCUACGCUGGAUAUCGUCGAGGGUCAGCGCCAUGAGUUGCUCAUCCUCAUGACGAAUGAAAAGCCAGGCGACAAUGUCGGACCACCAGCUGCAGGAGGUGUCAGGCUUGGAGGGCAGAUCGUCCGCGACGAAAGCAAAGCCAUCGAGGACGCUGUCCAGCUUGCAAAGACCGUUGAUGUUCCGAUCCUAAUUACUGGCCUCAGCACCGACUACGAAUACGAGGCGUCCGACAGGACCAGCCUUCUGCUGCCUGAUCGGGAGAAUGAGAUGAUCCAGAGGGUUUGUGACGCGAAUCCAAACACAGUCGUGAUUAUCCAAGCAGGAAUGCCCAUUGAAAUGCCCUGGAUCGACAGUGUCAAUACGCUCAUCUAUGCCUGGUACGGCGGCCAAGAGACUGGCCACGCCAUGACCGAUGUCCUCUGGGGAGAUGUCAAUCCGUCAGGUCGACUUUCGCUGUCUUUUCCCCGGCGUAUCCAGGAUAACCCGGCCUUCUUGAAUUUCGGCAAAACCGACCGUGAAAUUGUUUAUGGUGAAGGUGUGUUUGUGGGUUACAAAUAUUACGAAAAAUUGGAGACACCACCGCUGUUUUACUUCGGAUACGGGCUGUCUUAUUCAAAGUUUGAAUACUCGAAUCUUGAGGUGCCAAAGGAGUUUCCGAAGCAUGGGCAUAUGGCCAUCUCAGUCGGGGUGACGAACGCUGGUGAGUAUGAUGGGGCUGUGGUGGUGCAGGUUUAUAUUUCGGAUCUGGAGUGCUCGGUGCAGCGACCGCGCAAGGAGCUAAAGGCAUUCAAAAAGGUGUGGGUGAGCAAGGGUGAGAACAUAAAGUGUGAUAUCACGCUGGACAAAUAUGCACUCUCAUUCUGGUCGGAAGAGCAUUCGCAGUGGAGAGCCGAGGCUGGCGAGUUCGCAGUCAUCGUGGCCGCCAGUGCCGAUCCGCAGGACGAGGUGUCGCGGGCGCAGUUCCGGCUGUUGGAGACAUCCAUGUGGUCGGGGGUGUAG